GUUACCCAUCGUUCUUGCCACUACCGAUAAUAUUUAAGAUGGCGUCCAACGGCAGCUUAACUGAUUUAUUAUGAAAGUUGAAAUUCAUCAUAUUUUCAGGAAUCUGGUAGUAUCUUUCAUUGUGAGGAUUAACUAUUAUUAAGCGGAUGAAAAAUGGAUAGGUAUGUUAAGAAAAAAAAAAUCGGCGAGGGUUCGUUUGGCAAGGCGCUCUUAGUGCAAUCAAAGACUGAUGGAAAAGAGUAUGUGAUUAAGGAAAUAAGUAUAUCAAAGAUGAAGAGAAAGGAAAGGGAAGAAUCUAAAAAAGAAGUUGCAGUCUUGAAACAAAUGAAGCACCCAAACAUAGUCUCUUAUCAAGAAUCUUUUGAAGAAGUGGGAAAUCUUUAUAUUGUGAUGGAUUACUGUGAUGGUGGUGAUCUAUAUAAAGCAAUCAAUUCUCAGCGAGGAAUCUUGUUUACUGAGGACAAAGUGCUGGACUGGUUUGUGCAGAUCUGCCUCGCCCUCAAGCAUGUACACGAUCGCAAGAUCUUGCACCGAGACCUCAAAUCACAGAAUAUAUUUUUGACAAGAAAGGGAAUUAUAAAGCUAGGUGAUUUUGGAAUUGCACGUGUUUUAAACAGUACUAUGGAGCUAGCCAGAACCUGUAUAGGAACACCGUACUACCUGUCACCUGAGAUCUGUGAGAACCGGCCAUACAAUAACAAGAGUGAUGUUUGGGCUCUCGGCUGUGUCCUAUAUGAACUUUGUACCCUGAAACAUGCAUUUGAGGCUGGCAAUAUGAAAAACCUUGUACUGAAGAUUAUACGUGGAUCCUAUCCACCGGUGUCCCCACGAUAUUCAUACGAACUCAGGAACUUGAUCGCCUUGCUAUUUAAACGUAAUCCCAGAGAUCGGCCAUCGAUCAACACGAUAUUAAAAAAACCGUUAAUUCAAAAAAGAAUUCAGAGUUUUCUCACUGAAACACAAGUGUCUGUUGAGUUUAGCCAUACAAUCCUCCACAGGAAGCGGCCUGGUGCUCCAUCUGUUGGUGGCGGUAGACCGGUCAUGGCUCCUCCUGUACGUAAGCCCGUUCAACCUGUAAGGAUCAGUAACCCCUCUGCUAAGUAUGGUGUCUCAGUAGCAGCUAAGAAGCCACCAUCAGCUGGAGCAAAGCGGGUUCCAGGUAAUAAAAUAAUGAACAAUAAGGAUUUUGAGAAAAAGAAGCAAGAAUUAAUAGCUAAAGAAAGGGAGAGAAGAAACCAAAACAUACAGGUACGAGUACGUCAACAGAAGCUUGCAGAUAAACAACGGAUGGACAGAAUGAAUCGUGCUAGGGAAGUAGGCUGGAAGUCCACCCUCAGCUCAGGUGAAGGGUCAAGUGAACAAGAGAAGCUGCCAUCAGGUGAACCACCAAGAAAAGAACCCAAAAUGGACGACAAUGGAGGGGAGAGACCCUUCAUUGAACCGAAGCCAGCCAAGCAAGAAAGGGGUAAAUACGAUCAUUACCAUGACUACUUGGACAACUUAAAGCAGGGGGCAAAAGUUGAGCCAGCAUUUGGUGGAAUAGCCUACAAACGGCAGGCUGAGGACAACGCAUGGCCUAACAAUCAGCAAAUUAGUGAGCAGAUACGCAACCGUCCAGUGUCAGCUAGUGCAGCGGAGGCUGCGAGAAGGGCUGCUGAAAACAGAGCAUUUGCUGCUAAUGCUGCCAAUAGAGGAAAGGAAGCUCAGGAAUUCUGGGAAAGGAAACGCCAAGCAGCUAUGAACAAGGCACGAGGCAAUGCUCAGAUGAUGGGAUGGGCGGAACCGGCUGCUGUGCCUAAACAGAAAGAGAACCAACCAGCGAACCAACUAAAUGCAUUCCGUAACAAGGACGAACAGGAUUAUUUAGAAAGGUUAAAGGCCAUACGAGUUCAGAAUUACAAUGAGCGUCGGCAAGUACAGAAGCAAGCAUUUGGUGGGGACGCUGUGAAGGCAAGUAUUGCCGACCCAAGGGUUGAUGCUGAUGCGAGAAGGAAAAAGAUUGAAGCCCUCAAAGCUCAAGCAGAUGAGAGAGCAGCAAAACUUAAAGAAGAACUUGCCAGGAAAAGACAAGAGGCUUUUCAGAAAGAAAAGCAACAUCGAGAUGAACAUGUACGCAAGAUGGCAGAAGGUGGGCCAGCCGUCAGAGCCGUUCCAGCUCAAGCUCAACCCGUCAAAGGGCCGGUAGCCCAAGUUUUAGGAAUUACAGAUGCCCUCAAACAGAUUCACAGUGAUAAGGGCGUUGAAGUACAAGAACAAGAAAGACCAAGUGCAAUCGAAAAAAAAAAAGAUAAUCAAAAGGUGCCUGAGAAAAGGAAGCAAUGGGGUGCAGGAGACCGCAAAGCACUUCCCUUGAACAACAUGCCGCUGGAGAUUACUGCUUCUGGAAUGGAAGCUACUGGCGUAGCUGAUGCAGUAGUCAAGCAUGACCAACAUACUGAACACAGCAGUGUAGCAGCUGGGCGUAAACAUUGGGCUGGCCAUGGUGAAACCGUCCUCAACGCCCUGCAGGCCCGACAACUAGCACUUGAAACGACCACCUUCGCUUCACUGCAGCCUGGAAGUCAAAUGGGUGUAACGGUUAUCAAAGGCACAGCAAAGACCCCUGUUCCCAAGUCCCCCAUCCAGCCUGGCACGAUCACUAUAUCUAAGGAAGUGAAGAAAACAACGGAUAACACAUCCGAAGGUAUCGAACCGGCUGCUGUGCCUAAACAGAAAGAGAACCAACCAGCAAACCAACUAAAUGCAUUCCGUAACAAGGACGAACAGGAUUAUUUAGAAAGGUUAAAGGCCAUACGAGUUCAGAAUUACAACGAGCGUCGGCAAGUACAGAAGCAAGCAUUUGGUGGGGAAGCUGUGAAGGCAAGUAUUGGUGACCCAAGGGUUGAUGCUGAUGCAAGAAGGAAAAAGAUUGAAGCCCUCAAAGCUCAAGCAGAUGAGAGAGCAGCAAAACUUAAAGAAGAACUUGCCAGGAAAAGACAAGAGGCUUUUCAGAAAGAAAAGCAACAUCGAGAUGGACAUGUACGCAAGAUGGCAGAAGGUGGGCCAGCUGUCAGAGCCGUUCCAGCUCAAGCUCAACCCGUCAAAGUGCCGGUAGCCCAAGUUUUAGGAAUUACAGAUGCCCUCAAACAGAUUCACAGUGAUAAGGGCGUUGAAGUACAAGAACAAGAAAGACCAAGUGCAAUCGAAAAAGAAAAAGAGAAUCAAAAGGUGCCUGAGAAAAGGAAGCAAUGGGGUGCAGGAGACCGCAAAGCACUUCCCUUGAAUAACAUGCCGCUAGAGAUUACUGCUUCUGGAAUGGAAGCUACUGGCGUAGCUGAUGCAGUAGUCAAGCAUGACCAACAUACUGAACACAGCAGUGUAGCAGCUGGGCGUAAACAUUGGGCUGGCCAUGGUGAAACCGUCCUCAACGCCCUGCAGGCCCGACAACUAGCACUUGAAACGACCACCUUCGCUUCACUGCAGCCUGGAAGUCAAAUGGGUGUAACGGUUAUCAAAGGCGCAGCAAAGACCCCUGUUCCCAAGUCCCCCAUCCAGCCUGGCACGAUCACUAUAUCUAAAGAAGUGAAGAAAACAACGGAUAACACAUCCGAAGAAUCUAUUGAAACAAUUAUUGUGACAGAGAGUAAAGGAGAAAAAGAACCUGGGAAAAGCAAAGCGGCCUGGAGUGACGGUAUUAAAGAAGAUAAAUCUGACCAACAAACUGAAGCUGAUGAUGCUCCUGGGUCAUUUGAAUAUUGUAAUAUUCGCAGGUGA
Anneissia japonica is the source of this 3753-nucleotide messenger RNA. Its product is annotated as serine/threonine-protein kinase Nek1-like. The record is from RefSeq and is a predicted model, not a curated record. Gene Ontology annotation, molecular function: ATP binding; protein kinase activity. The transcript has 40 exons. Lineage: Eukaryota; Metazoa; Echinodermata; Crinoidea; Comatulida; Comatulidae. Gene Ontology annotation, biological process: protein phosphorylation. The coding region runs from base 154 to 3753 and encodes 1199 amino acids.